Molecule: messenger RNA, 936 nt
Organism: Aspergillus wentii DTO 134E9
Lineage: Eukaryota; Fungi; Ascomycota; Eurotiomycetes; Eurotiales; Aspergillaceae
Product: polysaccharide deacetylase family protein
Exons: 4
Coding region: 1-936 (311 amino acids)
Biological process (GO): carbohydrate metabolic process
Molecular function (GO): hydrolase activity, acting on carbon-nitrogen (but not peptide) bonds
Source: RefSeq, a predicted model, not a curated record
AUGGGCAAAAAAAGGGUGCUUGUUAGCUAUGGCGUUGACAUUGACGCCGUAUCAGGCUGGCUGGGCUCAUACGGCGGGGAAGACAGCAUCAAUGAUAUCAGUCGCGGUCUUUUUGCCGGUCACAUCGGCACUAUGCGUGUGUUGAAACUGUUCCACAAACACAAUAUCAAAGCAACCUGGUUCAUCCCGGGCCAUUCCCUCGAGACCUUCCCCCAGGAAUGUGCAGCUGUCAGGGACGCAGGACAUGAGAUUGGGUUACACGGGUAUAGCCAUGAGAACCCUUCGGAUAUGACCAUCGAGCAGCAAAGGGAUAUCCUAGACAAGACAUACCGCAUGCUGACCGAGUUCUGCGGGAAGCCGCCGCGGGGCACCGUGGCACCGUGGUGGGAGACGAGCCGAGAGAUGACGGAUCUGCUUCUCUCUUAUGGUGUGGAAUAUGACCAUUCGAUGUCCCAUCAUGAUUGUCAGAUGUAUUGGUUGCGCACGGGUGAUUCAUGGACAAAAAUCGACUACAGUCAAAAGGCGGAAACUUGGAUGAAGCCUUUAGUAAAAGGGCAAGAGACGGGCUUGGUGGAAAUUCCCGGGAACUGGUAUAUCGAUGACUUACCACCAAUGAUGUUUAUCAAGAACUCGCCGAAUAGUCAUGGCUGGGUAAACCCAAGAGAUGUUGAAGAUAUUUGGAAAGACCAUUUUGACUACUUCUACCGCGAGUAUGACGAGUUCAUCUUCCCGAUGACCAUACAUCCUGAUGUUUCAGGCCGUCCGCAUGUCAUUCUCAUGCAUGAGAGAAUCAUCGAGCACAUCAACAAACACGAGGGAGUAGAAUGGGUCACUAUGGAGCAAAUGUGCGAUGAAUUCAAGAGCAAAAACAAGCCACCCGAGGGAGCCAAGAUGCCAGUUACCCUGGUCCGGAAACUAAAUGAAGAGAUUAUAUGA